AUGACAAAAACACUCCUCGCCCCUCUGACAACCCCCCAACUCGAAAAAGCCGCCACAAAAGCCCUAUCCCUCCAAACAACAGCCCAAACAACCCACCACAAACGCCCCUUCACAGCCCUGCUCCUCGCCCCAGACAACGAAACGGUCCUGGCAACCUCCAAUUCCCUCUCGCACGUCCGCCACGCCGAAUGCGAACUAGCCCGCAACGCAGCUGAUAACUACGACUGGACAUACCUGGCACGGUGCACGCUCGUCUCGACUUGGGAGCCGUGCGCGAUGUGCGCGGGUGCGAUAUACUGGGCACAUAUUGGGCGGGUUGUUUAUCUUGCGUCUGAGAGUGCUUUGAGGGGUGUUGUUGGUGCUGGGAACGAGGAGAAUCUUACGCUUGAUUUGCCUUGUCGGGAGGUUUUUGCGAAGGGGCAGUUUUUGGUCGAGGUUUUGGGUCCAUACACGGAGGGUGUGGAUGGGGGCUGGGAGGGCAGGGUUGUUAGGGAUAGUUUGUUGUAUUGGGGGAAAGGGGUUGGGCGAGAGGGAGAGGGAGGUGGAAAUGUGUAG
This is a messenger RNA of Penicillium nucicola, 555 nucleotides long. Its product is annotated as nucleoside deaminase. The record is from RefSeq and is a predicted model, not a curated record. Lineage: Eukaryota; Fungi; Ascomycota; Eurotiomycetes; Eurotiales; Aspergillaceae. The transcript has a single exon. The coding region runs from base 1 to 555 and encodes 184 amino acids. Gene Ontology annotation, molecular function: guanosine deaminase activity. Gene Ontology annotation, biological process: purine nucleoside catabolic process.